ACAUACCAUUUGGUGAGCUAGCAACAACGUCGCCAUAGCAGCCUGAUUGGUUACAAACACAUAUAAAAAGACUUUGUACAGUAGACCCCUUCAAGUUAUCAAUCAAGGACCUUUGUCUUUAGCCUCAAUACCUUCCUAUUAUAUCUCCGGGAUCACGUAGGAUUUUUAUCUUUUCUCCAAGAUUCUUGGCAAAAGUGACAUUUUUGAAGAAGGCAAAUCCCUUUGGAGAGUGAUUACGCAUCAUCAUCAUCAUCUGAGAAAAUGGCUUCUCCCAAGAGCAUCGCUGUUCUCUGCCUCUCGAUUUGCAUCAGUGCCCUUCUGUCUGGGAUUUGUGAAGCUCAAACUACAGACUUAAUCACUAUCGAUACGAGUGCACCGACAACAGCACUGGAUACGACUGAUUCAGCGACAACGUCACAAGACCCAACUGAUACAAGUGCCCCAACAACUGAAGCACUGGAUACGACUGAUUCAGGUGCAGCGACAACGUCACAAGACCCAACUGAUACAAGUGCCCCAACAACUGAAGCACUGUAUACGACUGGUUUAGGUGCAACGACAACGUCACAAGACCGAACUGAUACAAGUGCACCAACAACAGCACUGGAUACGACUGAUGCAGGUGCAGCGACAACGUCACAAGACCCAACUGAUACAAGUGCCCCAACAACUGAAGCACUGUAUACGACUGGUUUCGGUGCAACGACAACGUCACAAGACCCAACUGAUACAAGUGCACCAACAACAGCACUGGAUACGACUGAUGCAGGUGCAGCGACAACGUCACAAGACCCAACUGAUACAAGUGCACCAACAACAGCACUGGAUACGACUGAUGCAGGUGCAGCGACAACGUCACAAGACCCAACUGAUACAAGUGCACCAACAACAGCACUGGAUACGACUGAUGCAGGUGCAGCAACAACAUCACAAGACACCACUGAUACAAGUGCACCAACAACAGCGCCAGACACCCCUGAUCCAACAAAUGCACCAACAACAGCGCCGGACACCCCUGAUCCAAGUGCACCAACAACAGCGCCAGACACCCCUGAUCCAACAAAUGCACCAACAACAGCGCCGGACACCCCUGAUCCAAGUGCACCAACAACAGCGCCAGACACCCCUGAUCCAACAAAUGCACCAACAACAGCGCCGGACACCCCUGAUCCAAGUGCACCAACAACAGCGCCAGACACCCAUGAUCCAAGUGCCCCAACAACAGCGCCAGACACCCCUGAUCCAAGUGCACCAACAGCAGCGCCAGUCACCCCUGAUCCAAGUGCCCCAACAACAGCGCCAGACACCCCUGAUCCAAGUGCACCAACAGCAGCGCCAGUCACCCCUGAUCCAAGUGCCCCAACAACAGCGCCAGACACCCCUGAUCCAAGUGCACCAACAGCAGCGCCAGUCACCCCUGAUCCAAGUGCACCAACAACAGCGCCAGACACCCCUGAUCCAACAAAUGCACCAACAACAGCGCCGGACACCCCUGAUCCAAGUGCACCAACAACAGCGCCAGACACCCCUGAUCCAAGUGCCCCAACACUUGGAUCAAACACCCCUGAUCCAAGUGCACCAACAGCAGCGCCAGUCACCCCUGAUCCAAAUGCACCAACAACAGCUUCGAAAACCCCCGAUCCAAGUGCACCAACCGAAAAAAAGACUACACCCCAGCCUACUGAAGGUGCCGAUCCUACAACAAGUCCUCCAGAGGAAUCCCUUUCUGCUGGUGCCAUUGCAGGUAUUGUCAUUGGUUCGGUGGUGGGAGCUGGAAUCAUUGCAGCUGGUGUCGGAUACGCUAUCUAUCACUUCAAAACAGUUACACAGGUUGCUCCGGUCAGCAACGAUAUUGAGAUAGCGAACAUAUCUACGGACAAUGUCGUUGAAAUAAACGACAAGACAAAUCUAACACCACCGGAUGAUAAUCAACCGUAAAGUGAUUUCAAGAGAGACAUGAAUAUCAUAUUCGAAGUGGCUAUAUGAUUUAUUAUUGGUUUGUACAUGGAUGUGACAUGGAAUGGAAUCCUUAGACCGUAUUCACCUUUACGCGGUGGCAAGCUGUUUCUAAUGGAUCUAGACUGUGCUGCUUGAACACGCAAUAUGUGUCGCGGUUGAAAAUACAGUUUCAGAGUUCAAUUUAUCUACAUUUGUCUUUGCAGGAAUUUUGCAAACAAAAACAUAAUAUAUUUUCUCGGUGGAAGCAUCUGCUACCAAAAUAAAUGUUGCCAAAAUCAAUGAUUUUGUUUUUAUCCCAUUAUUUCGCAAGUACACAUUCAACGAGCGAAUUUAGUCAUAUGUGGCUUCCCAUAAGUAUUGCUGAUAUGAAGUUUCAUUAUCCAUUUUAAUGCUGAAAGUAUGACAGAGAUCAAUAAGCUACCCUAGAACAAUAUACAAUCAUACUAUGAUGGGCCAAACCCGGCAUAAUUCUUUUUCUCAUUUGUAGUUCUAGUUCACAAAAUUGUAUAAUGAUUGAUGACAUAGAAUCAAAAGGACCAAACUCAACAAGUUCGAUAACAUUCGUUUCCUUACAAGAUGUUUUACAAUGAAAUCAAGGUUUAAGCGCGAGAUACUUAAAGUACACUGUUCCGCCUUUCUUUCUUGUGCGGCGAUAUUAAAUUAAAUUGAAAUAGGGAAGGGGCGCAAUUACACUUCUGUUUGAGCGCAGCAUGUAUUUUAAAUGGUCAAGCAGAACCCAUAUGACACUCUCUUAAGUUGAGCUAGAGUGUUUAAAAUAAUUAUCACGCUUAUUGAGAACAUUCAAAUUUGUCAGCAUUCCAAUACUGAUGACUGAAAAGCACAAAUGCUAAAAGUUUUUCCAGUCUGAAUGCCUUGCGAAGUCAUUUCAUUGACAUCAAUUAAGAUGCAGUCACUACAAGAGACCGAUUUUAGACCGGUCAAAGAGAGUAUUAUUUAUUUUAAAUGUUAUUUUGAAUGACAAAUAUCAGCGGAUUUAGGAAUCGUUUUGUUGGUGUGACUCAAUGGCGGAUCCAGGGGGAGGGGGCAUUUCUGGCCCGUGCCCCCCCCCCCCCUUGAGUGUCAUAGUCAAUAUUUUUAAUGUAGUUAUGUCGUUCAUACGCAAGUGUUAGUCUGCUGUGCAAACCCUUUACUCGAGUAAAGGGUCUGAAUUGCAGCCUACUCAUGCCUUGUGUACUUAACAGCAAGUUUUGUAUGUGCUAGUCUUUGCGUGGAGACACACUUGUAGAUCAAAGUUUCAAUCAGGGUCUUUGCCUGCAGACUAUACACAAGUGUGUCCUCCCUCACUUUGACAGUAACAGCAAGUAUUUUUAUUGGGAAUUUGUCGCUCGUACACAAGCGAUGUCCUAUUUAUUUUGCUUGUCAAAUUUAACGCGGGACAAAAGGACAUUCAUUUUUUGGUAACAAUAUAUUUUUUUCCUCGUCAAAUUUUCCUUGGGUACAUGUGCCCCCCCCCCCCUUUGGAAAAUCCUGGAUCCGCACUUUCAAACAGAGUAUAUCUUCCUUCAAACUUUUAUGAUAAUCCAGCAGCGAUUUAAUUUUGACCGUUGGUGGCUUUAUUAGAAUAAUAAAAAUAGAUUCUUUCCAUCAUGUCCAUAGGGUCUGGAUCCAUUGCUUUUAUUGAAUUGACUUGUUGAUACCAGAAAGCAGUUUAUUAUUCUUUUUUUUUUUCGAGUUUUCUUUAUUUUUCUUUCAGCACAUGAAAAUUAAAGAAAUCAUCAGAAUAUAUAUAUUCUGAUGGAAAGAUAGUGGAUCACCCUCUUUUGCAAAAUAACUCUUCUGGUUUUUUUUAUUAGUUGGUACUUUGUUUUAUUGUAAGUAAAAAAAAAGUGUCUUUGAAAGAUAAUAUUUUAAUAGAGUUUAUGUAUGUAUAUAUUUGUAAUGUUGUAUUUCAUACAUCAUAAUACGUAAGCAAUCUCAAUUUUCAAUCAUUAUAGUAGCUGAGCCACACCGUGCUUAUUAUUUAGAUCGUGAUUGAUCUAGAAUAAAUUGUAUUUUAAGACUUUGUAGAUGAAAAAAGUUUUUCACCAUAGAGAUAUAUUGUAUCUCUAUGAUUUUCACACUUUUUUUUAAAUUCAGUUCAAUACAUUGAGUUUAUUCAACAACCCUCCUUCUCUCUCCCUCUCUCCUUCUCUCUCUUUCUCUCUUUAAAAAAAUCAACUUUAUAUUAGUGCACAUGUAAUAUUAAAAAUAUGUACAUUCCAUCUUGCGAUUAUUAUUUUAACUUUUUAGUAUGUGGUCAAAUAUAUUUUUUCUCAUUGAAACUAAUGAAAAUAUAUAUGAUUAAUUCUAUGCAACAUGCAGGGCACAGAGUGGUUCUCGAGCAUGCAAUCAAUCGGAAUUUUAAAUAUAUUUAUACUAGUAAUAAAACUAAGUUUCGGGACUUGCCUUUUUAUACAAGCUCUGCUUUUCUUGACAAGUCCAUCUGUUCAGUUAAUUCAUCGUCGAUAUGUGUUAUAAAAUAUCAAUGAACUGUAUGUAUUAUUUUGAACAUGUACUUGUACUGUUACUUCGAUUAUAUUAAUUUGUUGAACGGAAAUAAAUAAAUCUUAAUCUAAUUCUAUACUUAUUUUAUUGUUUGAGGAAAUUUGCUAAUUGUGAUAAUGAUAAUGAUUAAUUUAUCAUGUAUUUACAAAAUACAGUCAACGAUAUCAACGUAAUAUUCUUGAUGAAAAUUAUUAUUAUUCUUUAAUCAAUGAAACUGAUAUUGCACAACUUCACAAUACUUCGCAUUUAUUUUUAGAAGUUCCUGUAGAGAACACUUAUUUCGUGUCCCUUUUUUCGUAAAAGGGUAUUUAAAUCAUAUUUGGACAGUUUCAAAUUAUCAUUUAUAUUUCGAAUGAUAAAAUUAUGUAUUUUCUGAAAUGUAAAUGGUUGAUAUUCUCGUAGCAUUGAUUAUAAUUCAAAGGGGAGGGUCACCCUCUUGGUUUAAAACAAGCAGAAACAGAGAAAAAUAUUUGUGAGGGUUUGCUGAAAAUCUGUCGAAAAAUGACGGUGUUAUGAAGUUUUAAACUUUUGAUUUCGUGACCUCACGUGUGAGUAGCUUCUCCAUUGUAUAUCAUGGUAUGUAAAUUCCCAAAAGGCUAUUUUCUCAAAUAUAUGGAAAUUGACUUUAUAUGUACGGUUAAUAUAAGAUCAGAAACAUCAUUUUCAUACUCCCUUCUAUAAGCAGAAUUUUGUAUUCAUCAAAUUCCAUUAAAAGUUUGAACUUUGGAAUUUAUAUACAUAAAUAUAUUUAUAGGGAGGCUGCUCGUAUAUGACGCUACAAACAUAAAACUUGAGAUAUUUAUAACUCUUUUAUUAAUUGGAUUUCCAUCAAACAUUCACCGAUAUUUUCUCAUAUUUUCUGCUUUCAUUAAAAGCAUAAAGGUGAGCUUCUCCUUCAACUUCAUGUUGACUUACACAUUAUUUUAAUAGAAUGUUACCAGCUUAUUCACCAAAGUUGGGGUGUUUUAAACCUGAAAUGAAAACAUUUUCAAAAAUUCAACUUUGUUGUGAAAUUCUUUGGUAUAUCGUCUUUUUUUACUAAUACUCAAGAAGGUAGACGAAAACAAAGCAUUCAAUAGAUAGUAUGUACUAUAGUCAGGAUAGUUCAGAGAAUACAACCAUAUAUGCCUUUAAUAUAUUUUUUAUUCAUCAGGACACCUUGAGAUAUAGUAUUCAAGAUCAUUGUAUUGUCAUCAUCGCUCUUUUUUUUUAUAGAAAUAUUAGUCAAAUUUAAUCAUGUCGUGUCGGUGUAUUGUAACGACUUUUUGCAUUUAUAGUCUUGUAAUUGGUCAUUUUGAAAUAUAAAUAUUUCUCAGAGAGUGUACGUUGAGAGGUGUCAUCUCUUUCCUGUUGAAGAGUGUAUUAUGUUUACAGUGAAUGAGAUUAAAUGCAAAUUAUUUCCA
This is a messenger RNA of Lytechinus pictus (painted urchin), 5867 nucleotides long. Its product is annotated as proteoglycan 4-like. NCBI's taxonomy places the organism in Eukaryota, Metazoa, Echinodermata, Echinoidea, Temnopleuroida, Toxopneustidae. The record is from RefSeq and is a predicted model, not a curated record. The transcript is spliced from 2 exons. Bases 262 to 1938 code for a protein of 558 amino acids.